AUGGAGCCUGAAUCAAAGCAACCGGACGCCGCAAGCAGUCCUGCGAAGCGCAAAAGGGCCGAGUUCGAGGACGACGACAUCGAAGUGCUGGUCGGCACUGAGCAAGCAAGAUUUGUCGUCCACAAGCACAUCAUAUGCGAACGCUCGACUUUCUUCCACUCGGCUUGCUCGCAACGCUGGAUGGAAGAGAAGAGGGCCAUCGAGCUCGUGGAUGACGAUCCGAAUACCUUCAACACCUACUUGAAGCUAGUGUAUGGAGGUGGUCUGAGAGCGAUCGAUCCUCAAAAACCCUUUCUAGAGUACAUCCGUCUCUACUCAAUGGCGGACCGAUUCGGUGACCUAGAUGCAGCGAACGCGGCCAUCGACGGAAUCAUACAGUUCAGCGAUCAGGAGCAUCAGGUACCCAAUAGAGGGCUUGUGAGACUGGCGAUGCUCUCUAGUUCAGCCCACUCGCCUCUACAGCGGCUUAUGAUUGAUUUCUACGUGCGGGAAAUUUCUGAGGUCUCAAUCGACAACCUCGAGGAAGACAAUGUGCUUCCCAAGGAGUUCUUGGCCGCGGUUGUGAAGGAGUUUGUAAGAAUUGCCCGCGCGGGCAAUGUUGCGAACGGACUGUGGAAAGAGCUCUCAACCUGCGCCAGCGAGAAACCUAAGUGCUACUACCACCAGCACAAUGACAGGUUUCCUGCUUGCGAAGACGCUACUCGACCGAAGUGA
Saxophila tyrrhenica is the source of this 714-nucleotide messenger RNA. RefSeq lists its product as uncharacterized. Gene Ontology annotation, molecular function: protein binding. The record is from RefSeq and is a predicted model, not a curated record. The transcript is spliced from 2 exons. Bases 1 to 714 code for a protein of 237 amino acids. NCBI's taxonomy places the organism in Eukaryota, Fungi, Ascomycota, Dothideomycetes, Mycosphaerellales, Extremaceae.